Mesorhabditis spiculigera is the source of this 3156-nucleotide messenger RNA. The record is from the annotation of a GenBank genome assembly. Lineage: Eukaryota; Metazoa; Nematoda; Chromadorea; Rhabditida; Rhabditidae.
AUGCGUGAACAUCACGUCGAUGUCUCAAGGGUGGUCAACCAGCUAGACCGUUUCCGGUUCAGUGAUGAUCAAGGACCGGGCAGACCGGAACCAUAUACAGGCGCGAAUUACGGGUACUACGAUCCGCACAGCAAUUCCGGUUACGAGCUGGACACGCCCCCACCCCCUGUCUACCCACGGCGGGAAAGUCGUCAGGAUUACUAUGACAACUGCCGAGACGGGCCUGGCAGUUCACAAACUAAUGGAUACUAUGGUGAUGACUACUCUCGGAGCUACGAGGUGAGGGAUGAAUAUCCGGUUAGAUUGGUGCAUGCAACUGGUGUUGUCGCAGAGACUGUUCUCGGCCCUGUUCACUCACAACCAGCUACGGUCUGGGCUUCACAGACCGCGCCGGCCACCGCUAACACUACGGUAGAUGAAAAUGCGAGGAGAGCGAUAUCUGCCAUACCACCUUCUACCCAGAAUGAGACGACCAAAAAUACCCGCAACCCCUCCCCACCAGCCAUUCCGCAUACGAACGGAGUGAAUUUGAAGAGAUUAUUCCACAAAGUAUUCGACGGAAAGAGGAAGCAGCUGGUAGUUGGCAUCAAGAAGAAGUCUAUCGUCGCGAAGCACAGCAUUCAGCAAGGAGAGCAGAAGCUUAUCCACAGUCGCAAACGUUUCCUAGAAACCCGCAACGAUCAGAAUAUCUUCGGUGGGAAUUCAAAAGAUUCAAGAAAAUAUGUAAAUCCGAAUCAACAAUUCGACAGUUAUGAUUAUGGCCCGCAACAAAAGCACCAGCGCUCCGGAAUCUCGACGUCUCGAAUUUCAUUGGCCGACCCGUCGAAAGAACACGGGCAUCGCCAUCAUCACACUGAUCCGCUCAAUCGCAAGCAGUCGCACCCGAACCUACAACAAGCCUCUUCGCUGGAGCGUCCAAAGGAAGCCCUCCGCCCCUCGCAAUCUCAGGCUCCCCUCUCAACUCCGAAGGUCCAGCGUGCCCCCAGUUCGUACGAGGUCUACCAACAACGGAGCACCGAACCAUACCACGCGGGCAACUCGACUUUCUAUCCGGACGAGACCCAAUAUAACGGGGUAACCCCAAUGCCACAACAAAACAUCGCCCCACUCCAGAAUGGUCUGGUCAACCUCGGCAAUACCUGCUACAUGAAUGCCGUCGUACAAGCAUUAUCCGCUUCGGACACCAUGACCACAUUCUUUUUCAAUUCUGGCCAUACCAAAGUGCUACAGGACCGAACGCGGCAACAAGAAAUCAACUCCCAAGUCCAUGGCAGCAAUGGCGCCGUCACCAAGGCGUUCGGAACACUACUCCAGAAGAUGUACGGCAACAGGUGCACCGAGCAGGACGUCAGGGACUUCCGGGCCGUCGUUGGGGAAUACUCGCCUGAUUAUCGGACUUAUAAUCAACAGGACGCCCAAGAAUUCCUCAGCUGGUUGUUGGACAAGAUUCACGAAGAUUUGAAUUUGGCGAAGAGGGAUAAUAAUUGUAACUAUGGAUCGAGAAAUGGCAAUCAUUCUCCUGAUGAGGCACUGGCCGAAAGAAGAACUGCCCAUUUCUCGGUCAUUACAAACCUAUUUGAGGGACAAUUUGGCUCCUCGAUCACCUGCAACUCCUGCUUCUUCCAAAAAUCCAUUUUUGAGCCAUAUAUGUACGUAUCGCUGCCAAUCCCUCAUGACUCAAGCCAAAAGCGACCCCUCUACGUUACGGUAGUGCGGCCUGGUUGUUCAACAAUCACCAGAUACGGUAUUCGCGUCGAGGCAAAGGGGACAAUUUCGGAUGUACGAGCUUGUCUUUGUGAAGAGACGAAAAUACCAAACAACCAGAUGCUAUUACUCCAACUCACCACUGGUGGUUUUAGAAAUGGUUCCGCAGAAGCUGCUCAGAUAGCAAACGUAGCUGGGAAAGAAGCGUACGCGGUCGAACUACAACCAACCGUCGACCACUACAGCGAACAAUACAUCAACAUCGUCUUUGUCCUCGCUGUCCGUAACGGAGCGGUCGUUUUGAGGGAAACUGAGCCAUUCGUGAUCCGCAUCUCACGCCAAUGUACCUACGAAACUCUGGCAAAGAAGCUGUUUGAUGCCGCCAAGCCCUGCUUGACUCCAAAGAUCCAUGAUGCCGUACCAUUUGGGCAAUUCAAGCUGGCACUGGCGAAUGACUACAACCACAAUACAUAUAUCGACUCGACAGUGGCGAUGCCGUUGAUAACACCUGGAGUCGAACAAAGCAUCGAUCACAAUGAGAAAAGCCACUAUAAUCUGCCAAAAUUCAUCAAACUGGUCAUCGAGUUUCCAAAUCAUAAUCGUGCGUUGAUCCGACAGGCGCCAAGAGUCAUGAACCAUCGCAGUGCCGACUUCCUCGCUAGCGAUAAUGCAUCUUAUGAUUUGACGUUAGAGUCCUGUCUGAAGAGUUACACCACUGAGGAGAGUUGCGAGUGGCGUUGCGAGCGGUGCAAUGGCUCGAAGCCGAAUGGCGCGAAAAAGCGGUUGCUUUUCAAUUCUUGCCCUCAGAUUUUGAUUCUUCAUCUGAAGCGUUUCCGGCACGUACAGAAUGAGGUCGGAGAACCGAUGAAGAUCGACGUCUCGGUGAAGUUCCCGGCAGAAGGUCUCGAUUUGAAGCCAUAUGUGAACACCUCGCAGUCACUCAACCAUCGACGUGACAGCAUCGGGAAUAACAAGAUCAACAAAGAGAUGCAAGCCACCGUUUCUACCGCAGCUGGUGAUGACAAUCUGUACGAUCUCUUCGCCGUCGUCAACCAUCGUGGAGAUAGGGUCUCGAGUGGCCACUACACAGCCACGGUUCGGAACCCGCAAGAUGGCGUGUGGCGUACCUUUGAUGAUACGACCGUCACCAUCAACACCGACCCAUUGGAGCAGAGCGAAAACACCUAUCUAAUGUUCUAUGAGAAACGCUCCGUCAGGGUGCAGCGACAAAAUUCCAAGAAGAACCCCGACUCUAGGAGAUUGACAAAUGCACUAGCCCGCUUCACGCCACCGCGCGAGAAGGAGCCGUUGGCACCACAGAAGUCGAAUGGCCUCACCACUGACCAAGGGGCAUUCCGACGCGGCGAUGCAACUCGUCGAGCAGCAAAAGCAGCACUACUCCCCCUCCUCCACACCAGCAAAUACAGUUCUAAUGCCCAAGAAAUCCCGCUC